CUGUGGUCGAUUCUUGAUUAGUUAAUUAACCUUUUUUUUACAGAAACAUCUGGUAAAUGAAAUUUUCGUAUUUCUAAAUGGAAAAUAACAGAAAUCAUACCCCUAUCAUGGAUGAUACUCAGCAGAUUUUAUUAGCUCUAAUAAUCGUGUUCAUUUCAAUAGUAAUUUACAUUAUAUACAAGCGCAGCAAAACCACUCGAAGAAGUAUACUAUUAACAGGAAUAUGCGAUAGUGGAAAAACCGUAUUACACUCUCUAUUAAUACAUCAAAAAGAUGUUCAAUCCUUCACUUCCAUCAAAGCGAAUAUUGGAGAAUAUGUUUCCAAUAAAGGGUCCUUGAAAAUCGUCGAUAUUCCUGGUCAUGAGAGACUCAGAUAUAAAUAUAUAGAUGAACACAAGAAUUCUACAAAAGGAAUCGUUUUUGUGGUUGAUUCCCUAGCAAUUCAAGAUGAAUUGAAAGAUGCUGCUGAGUAUCUCUACAAUAUUUUGUGUGAUGAUGUAUUGAGGAAGAAUAAAGUUAAUAUUCUCAUUUUAUGUAAUAAACAAGAUCAUACCUUGGCUAAAGAGUGCACUGCCAUCAAAGCAAUGUUUGAAAAAGAAUUGAACACUCUUCAAAAUACUAAAUCUCUACAAGUAGAGAAUCUGGAUCCUAACUCAAAGAAAUUGAGUUUGGGUGAUGGCAGUAAGGAUUUCAGUUUCCACAAUUUUAUAUUAAAUGUGGAAUUUGCUGGAUCGAUUGCACAUCAUUCGAAAAAUGGGAAAAAUGAUAUUGACAAUUUGGAGAAAUGGUUGGCAAAACUUUCUUAAGAAGCUCUUUUUGAUAAUUCAUAUUUAUUUAAUUAUUUUUUGAUAAUAAACUUGAAACUUUUCAAAUAAAAUGUCCACAAUUAUUAUCAACGAA
Molecule: messenger RNA, 900 nt
Organism: Coccinella septempunctata (seven-spotted ladybird)
Lineage: Eukaryota; Metazoa; Arthropoda; Insecta; Coleoptera; Coccinellidae
Gene: SrpRbeta
Product: signal recognition particle receptor subunit beta
Exons: 4
Coding region: 78-806 (242 amino acids)
Source: RefSeq, a predicted model, not a curated record